AUGAUAGCUUCGCUCUUUGUGAAAGGAGAUCAGUCAUCGGUUGUUGAGAGCCCUCUUCGAGAAAACACUAAGGAAAAAUGGAAUGUUGAUUUUAUCAUUAUAGAAGCUGGAUUAAUUCAACAACCCCGCAAUGAAUUCUGGGGGACAAAAUCGGGAUCCUGGAGCAUCAAUGAUAGGAAUGAUGAAUCCUCACACUCCCCAUGGAGGAGGAGGGGUGCCUAUGGUCAGGAUGCAGUCACACCCUCUUCCUCAACAUCAUGGGGCUCUUCACCACAUCGUCAGUUACCAACAUCAGGUACAACAGGAGGCCGCAGCUGUGCUGGAUGUGGGGGUAAAAUUUUGGACCGGUUUCUUUUACAUGCCUUGGACAGAUAUUGGCAUAAUGGGUGUUUGAAGUGCUCUUGUUGCCAGGCAACGCUAGGCGAUAUCGGUAGCUCCUGUUUCACCAAAGCUGGAAUGAUUCUCUGUAAAAAUGACUACAUCAGGAUGUUCGGAAACAGCGGAGCCUGCAGUGCCUGUGGUCAGGUUAUUCCAGCCAAUGAGUUUGUUAUGAAAACGCAAGGGAACGUCUACCAUUUGAAGUGUUUUGCCUGCGUAAAGUGCCACAAUCAGUUAAACCCCGGUGACCGUUACAACAUCUUAAACGGCAGCGUAUUGUGUGAACAGGACUGUCUCAAGAUUUUGAAGGGUGGUACAGGAACAACUCGGAAAGGGAAGGUGCGCGCCAACUCGGCCAUCAAGGCUGUGUGAAUGAUGUUAGAUCUAAACGGCAUGCCUAGUUACGUGGGUGAGCUCAAUGCUGUUUUAUCUUUCUGGCUCAAAGACUAAAAGAUUUCUGAAUAUUCAAAAAUGAAACAACAAUAGUUAUUCCCUCACUACUAGAUCAAAAUGAAGAUCACGUGCACACUGCUAAGCCUAAUCUCACUCUUCAAUAUUCAUAGUCUGUGUCCCUAUUCCAGUGAACCACUAGUAACACUUUACCUAUAUGUGUUUCUUAGAGCAGCGCUAUCACGUCAUAAGAACGAUGGGUGCUUGGAGACUUGCUACAACUCCCAAGAAAAGUAUGCUCCAAACAGUGUGAGGUAUUUCUAAUAGAGCAUGUUUGACAACAUAUUACCGACAAGACUUAACAUUAAGGUAAGAACACUAAGCCUAAAAAAAAGUGAGGCACGUAGCAGUAGUUCUGGAAAUCUGGAGGUAUCACGUGUUGCUCGAGGAACUGUUCGAAAGAAUUGUACUUCUGUGUAUUGAAAACUUUACCAUUAGAGUUUUGUGAAUUCUUUAAGAGAUAUCAAACUUCGAAAGUUUCAUUUGUGUAGGAUGAACUUCACUUGACAUUGAUUGUUUCGACUACGCUAAGGUAACGAAAGAAAUAAAGACAGUUAGAUAUUCUGUGAGGUUGUCAACUUUAAAUAAGCGAGAAAAAAAUGCGUGUAUAAAAAAAGGAGGUUUAAAAUUGUGCUUAAAAAAAACUAACAAGUUUGAUGAAAAAAAACAACAAGUAACUAAAGUUGUGUAGACAUAAAGUAAAUCUUAUUACAUUAGUCUCCCGAUGUCUUGGUGUUUGUGGUCAUUUCUGCGAUUGAUUGGUAUUGGGAGGUUAUUUUGUGUGAAAGACAGAAAAAUCGUAGAUAUAUGAUUACAGUCCAAAUAUGAUAAUUAUAUCACAGACAAUGUACAUUGAAACACUUGGAAAAUAGUUUAACUAUAAAGGUUCAAUUAAACAUAUAGAUACAUUAAUUAUUAUUAUUAUUAUGCCGGGCAUUUUUAAAAUGGUGAAACGUUUCGGGACGUUUUUUUACUGUAUUUUAUUAUCUAUCUAAAUGUCUAAAUACACGCAAGGCACACGGUUUUAAGGAAAAUGUCGUAACGAAUAAUGACAUAGGCUUUGUAUAUAUAUAUAUAUAUAUUUAUACACAGAUCACAUGUAAGAAACAUGAAAACACACGAUAUGAAAUAUUAGGAAAUGUUAAGUUCUUCGUGGAUUUUGUUUUCUCAGGUACCAACUUCUAACGGUCAGUAUUCAAGUUUCGUUUUCAAAUAUCUGUACAGCCAAUUGUUUUUGUUUUGCCAUAUUGACUCACUGCUUUGUAUUACAACAUAUGUCCCCAACAGUGAACGUAUUAUGAUAGAAAUAAAGUGGUCAUAUUCUUGAA
Molecule: messenger RNA, 2156 nt
Organism: Limulus polyphemus (Atlantic horseshoe crab)
Lineage: Eukaryota; Metazoa; Arthropoda; Merostomata; Xiphosura; Limulidae
Product: LIM domain transcription factor LMO4-like
Exons: 3
Coding region: 1-750 (249 amino acids)
Source: RefSeq, a predicted model, not a curated record